Messenger RNA from Bolinopsis microptera, 2286 nucleotides. Its product is annotated as guanine nucleotide-binding protein G(q) subunit alpha-like. Gene Ontology annotation, biological process: adenylate cyclase-modulating G protein-coupled receptor signaling pathway. Gene Ontology annotation, cellular component: heterotrimeric G-protein complex. Gene Ontology annotation, molecular function: G protein-coupled receptor binding; guanyl nucleotide binding; G-protein beta/gamma-subunit complex binding. The transcript is spliced from 7 exons. NCBI's taxonomy places the organism in Eukaryota, Metazoa, Ctenophora, Tentaculata, Lobata, Bolinopsidae. Bases 77 to 1195 code for a protein of 372 amino acids. The record is from RefSeq and is a predicted model, not a curated record.
UACUAUAUAACAAAUAAUUUGAGAUCAGGAUGUAAGCACAAGAGAACUAGCUGAGUUACACAGGUGAGGUCACACGAUGUGUUUCGACUGUUUGAGUACUCCAGAGGAGGCUGAACAGCGGAGACAGAACCAGGAGAUUGACAAGAUGAUUGUCACGGACAGGAAGACGGACGAGAAGAUCGUCAAACUCUUACUUUUAGGAUCCGGAGAAAGUGGUAAAAGCACGUUCAUCAAACAGCUGAAAAUCAUCAAGGGAUCAGGAUUUGAGGAGCACCUCCGGGCUGAGUUUGUGCUGGUGAUCAGGAGUAAUUUACUGCAGGCCUGUAGGAGUAUUUUAUCUGCCAUGGCUGUCUUGUACAUCGAGUUUGAGUCCCCGGAAGCUGAUGCUGAAGCCAAAAAAAUCAUCCAACUAUUGAACGAGGAAGCAGCUAACGUGACAGCAGUAGACGCGAUAAGGAUCAGUCCGGGUCAACUAGCUUCCGUUUCCAACUCUAUAGUCACGCUUUGGAAGGACGAGGGUUUCAGGCAAUGUUUCAGGAGAAGUAAAGAGUAUCAGCUCAUAGACUCCGCUAAAUACUAUUUGGAUAAAGCUGGUCAGAUCUGUGAUGCUGGUUUCAAACCGACAGAUCAAGAUAUACUCAGAUCACGUAAGAUGACGACAAACAUUAACGAGUACAUGUUCGACAUUAAAAGAGUGCAACUCAAAGUAAUAGACGUAGGGGGUCAAAGAAAAGAGAGACGAAAAUGGAUAUCAUGUUUCGAUAAUGUUACUAGUAUCAUAUUCUUGGCCUCGCUGUCUGACUAUGACCUUAAGUUAAUGGAGAAUGAAACUACCAACAGAAUGAAGGAAAGUUUAGACCUAUUUGCCACGAUCCUACAAUAUCCUUGGUUCAAGAAGAAGAGUAUCAUCCUCUUCCUUAACAAGACGGAUCUAUUCGACGAGAAGAUCCACUUCUCUAACAUAGCCGACUAUUUCCCAGAAUUUAAAGGGGAACCUAGGGAUGCUGAAGCGGCCAAAGCAUUUAUAAAGGGGUUGUACGAAGAGAAAAAGCCGCCGCCUCACGAGGGGCCGGACGCCACGCACAUCUUUCCGCACUUCACAUGCGCCACAGAUACGGACAAUAUCACCAAAGUUUUCAAGGACGUUCAAGAGAUAAUCCUCAGAUCGUAUUUGAAUGAGUUCAACCUCGUGUAAUAAUCACAUUGAUUUCUAGAUCUCUCAAUAUUAUCAUCAGUUUUGUGAAGCCACUGACGAUCUCAAUCAUUCUGUAGGACCGACAGAAUUUGUCGGUUUUGUACUUAAAUAUCUCCUAUCAGAUCAAACUUAAGGAGUUAAGGAUUGGUGCUUGUUGAAUCUGAGAAAGAAUAGCUGGUGGUUCGUCUCGUCGGUUGUAUGUCAAUAUAAGUAAAUUUAGGUUUUGUAUUUCUUCUUGAUUGUGAAUAGUGAUUAUCUUUCCCCGCAAUGACAAUGAUCUUGACUUUUAUCUAAAUUAUUUCACCUUUGAUGAUUUCACUAUCAAACUUUUCAGACCAGUGUUGUUCGCCGAGUGUUAUAUACAUAUAGUCGUCGGGUCAUGAUAUUACGCCGUGAAACGGCAGGGUGUAAAAUUUCACUUAAUAUAUGUAUUAGCGUUAAUUUUCUACCACUAGCUUAACAAUAAUAGUCCACAAUAAUAAUUCUAUAUGUUUUAAAUAGUACUCAAAGAAUGCAGUGAGUAUUGAAGUCAAAUCCUUCAUAAUAUAUUAAUUGGCCACAAAUUAUGAAAGCCGUCACUGGUCCAUUUCCGAACACGGUAGAGAACACUGUUUCAGACGAUUGAUUUUGUUGAGGAGCGUAUUUGUUUUGAGAUAUAAUUAUUUUUGUUUGUGAAUGAUAAUUGAUUAAGCAGUGUGAACUAUCACGUUGUUGAUAAUAUCAACAAUCUCAUAUCUAUUGUUGACUUCUUUUUUGAAACACAAUUGAAUGAAAAAUAUUAAUGAAUGGAAAAGUUUAAAAGUCGUUUUUAUAUGAUAGUUGACGUAAAGUCGGUAUAAAAGCAGCCUUGUUAUCUUUUAUUUGGUAGGGCAAGUGGUUACAAUAGAAUUCACGUUGACAGUCAAGGUUAAACGUCAGGAACUGAGACACUAUAGUUGAAUGUAAUUGUAAUGUUAAAGGAGCUGUUUAAUUUUUCUUUAAUUUUAUGUUUUAGUCCUAAGUACUGUAAUAGCGUAAUUAAGUCUGUAAAAAUUAGCAUCAGAUCAGAAUUAUAGAUUGUAAUUAUGAAAACUGAACAGGUUUUGUUGUUA